AAGUCUUUGCUGUCAUUUUUCAGGCUGUGAAUUGGACUGUGGCAGUACCCACAACAGUGACCCACUCCACCAUGAGUAACUACAGCGUGUCCUUGAUCGGACCUUCACCCUGGGGCUUCAGACUACAGGGUGGCAAGGACUUCAGCAUGCCUCUCACCAUCUCCAGACUGACAGAAGGAGGAAAGGCAGCAAAAGCCAAGAUCAGCGUCGGGGACGUCGUGCUGUCUAUCGACGGCAUCGCCACAGAGGGAAUGACACACCUGGAAGCCCAGAAUAAAAUCAAAGCCUGUACGGGAAACCUGAACCUCUCAGUGCUGAGGUAAAGCGCGCGCACACACACACACACACACACACACACACACACACACACAAUC
Sinocyclocheilus anshuiensis is the source of this 374-nucleotide messenger RNA. RefSeq names its product PDZ and LIM domain protein 5-like. Gene Ontology annotation, biological process: heart development; muscle structure development; actin cytoskeleton organization. Gene Ontology annotation, cellular component: filamentous actin; stress fiber; Z disc. The transcript is spliced from 2 exons. Lineage: Eukaryota; Metazoa; Chordata; Actinopteri; Cypriniformes; Cyprinidae. The record is from RefSeq and is a predicted model, not a curated record. Gene Ontology annotation, molecular function: muscle alpha-actinin binding; actin binding. Bases 72 to 323 code for a protein of 83 amino acids.